Molecule: messenger RNA, 1674 nt
Organism: Dovyalis caffra
Lineage: Eukaryota; Viridiplantae; Streptophyta; Magnoliopsida; Malpighiales; Salicaceae
Source: the annotation of a GenBank genome assembly
AUGUUAAUUUGUCUAGUUGGGAGCCUAACAAGUAACAAGGACUUGCCUGUCUGGAUUCUCAAGGCAAAGGCAAGACAUCCUGUGGUGCUCCUCAAGAAAACAAAAAAUAAAGUGAGAAUCUUUUUGGUUUUUGAUUUUGAGGUCUAUGGGGAUAGAUGGAUAAGUCUAUGGUACUGUGAACUCUCAAACGAGGAGGAGAGAUUUCUGCCGAUGAUGGUUAAGCUUUGUAUGAUGGCUUCUCAUGGGUAUCCUUCUGCUUCUGCUGUUGUUUUUCACCAAGGUCAGAAAAGGGUUAUCAAGUUUCAUGCUUGCUUUGAGGUUCUAGUGUAUCCAUUGAGAGCGGUGCUUAGAAGCCGCGCUGUUGGUUCCAGAGAUAUAAAGCCUUUACUAUCUGGCCAUCUGCAAACGUUGAGCAGCCUGCAGCCACUUCACACAAUAUUUUUUCUUAGAAAGAAUGCGGAUUGUCAGCCUUAUUUACCCAGUCAGGGAGCAAGACAAGAGAUGACAAGAUCGAAUUCUCUUAUGCUGAAAUUACACCAGCAUGAGGAACCGUGGAGACCCAUGAAUAGGUUCUGUGAGUUCCAUUUUGCUGAGAUCGACUCAACAGUUAAAACACCUACACUCAUUGAUGUGCAAGAUGCUCGCCCAGACUCAGUCCUUUUCAGCUUUGGGAUAGUUGAAAAAUGCACAAGACAAGAAAAGAUCUUGCAGUUUCUUAUGUCUGAGUCCAAUAAAUUAGAAACAGACGGAUUGGAUUUAUCUUUACUGUCUGAGUUGAUGGGGCUUCAAGCAGUGAUGUUUGAUGUGCAACAGCAGUCACAUUCUCCUCUUAUUUACCCAAGCGGCCAACUUGAUGCCCCAAAAUCUCUAGUUGACUUUGUGGGAGAUAUGGCCCGUAGUUCAAAACUUACAGUUCUUCCUGAUGGUCGAGUAUUGCUAACUGGUAAUGGGACUGAGAUGAAGGAUAUCCUCGCUACUGUUGCUGAGUUUUACUUGUCAAAAAACUCAACUAUGUGGAGAAAGCAGCCAAUGCUCGUCCCGGAAUUUAGCAGGUUUGAUACAAGUGAAGUAGAUGGUAAUAGUACUGAGUCUUCUUUCAAGGUCAGAGAUAUGACAGUGGCUACUUUGAAGAGACUACGGUUUGUAUGGAGAGUUUUGGAUUGUAGCAAAACUGCAGGGAGUCCUAUGAAAAUCAAGCCAUCCCGAAAGAAGAAGAAUGCUAGAAAGGGAGGCAGAGAGAGGGAUCUCUACAAAAGGAACUACUUCCAUGCAUGCGAGAGCCUUCUAUCCUUGAUGAUGAACAAGCAACAUGGGAAAACAGCAGUCCUAUCACUGAAGAAAUCCGGCCCUGAACUUCCUGAGCUUCUGAACCAGUUCUCUGUUGGCAUUGCUGGGACUGGCCUCGCUCUUCUUUUUUCCGUCAUCUGCAGGGUAGCUUGUGGGAGGGUAACCUUCUGUGCAUCAAAACUGUUCAGCACCGGCAUCGGUUUUGGGCUGGUCUGGCUCUCUUGGGCAGUGAAUCAAUUGAAGGACACAGUUGUUUACAUUAGCAAGCAUGCAAGCAAGGUGGGUCUGAAGGAUGAGGAAAUAAUCAGUAGUGUGGAUAAAAGUUUUCGUGAGAUAUACUUAAGAGCUGCAACAGUGAUGGCAGUAGCGGUACUGAGGCUUGUAUGA